Messenger RNA from Nicotiana tabacum (common tobacco), 2332 nucleotides. RefSeq names its product F-box protein At4g02760. Gene Ontology annotation, cellular component: SCF ubiquitin ligase complex. Lineage: Eukaryota; Viridiplantae; Streptophyta; Magnoliopsida; Solanales; Solanaceae. Gene Ontology annotation, biological process: SCF-dependent proteasomal ubiquitin-dependent protein catabolic process. Gene Ontology annotation, molecular function: protein binding. The record is from RefSeq and is a predicted model, not a curated record.
ACAUCUUUUCUAAAUCCGUACAUAACAAAUUUCUCAUUUUCUUCACCACUUCACUUCCCGGACCCACUCCCCAUCUCUCGCGCUCUUCAUGGAUACUCUUCUUCUCCGCCGCCAGUCGCCGGCGCUGGCGAUGGAGAUACCGAACCCGAACCCGAAACGUCCAUGCUGCUCCGCCACUUCCGGCUUAAACCCUAAAUUCACCACCAGUUCCAAUGGUUUCAGUUCCUAUAUCGAUCACGACGUGCUCUUGGAAUCGUUUCUCGGUCUCUCCGAUUCCUCCUUUGACAUCUCCUUCAAUCGGCUUCUCGGUUCUAAAGCUUCCGAUUCGGAACAGAAUGAUAUGAUAAACCGCGCACUUCGAUUAGGAUCUGCGCUUCUCGAAGCUGGCAAACGAUCUGCCCGCGCGCGCGAUUCCAUGCAUAACGCCGUCGUUUGGGCUCUUCCUUCCGAUCUAACUAUAAAAGUGUUUUCAUUGCUUGACACCCAAAGUUUAUGUUAUGCUGCGAUCACAUGUUCCUUUUUCAAAAAUUGUGCCGCAGACCCUGCAUGCUAUGCUAAUGUUGACUUGAUCACAGUGGUUCCUAGAGUCAAUAAUGCUGUUGUGGCAACAAUAGUUCACCGUGCUGGAAAUGGAUUCCAGUCUCUGAAGCUGGGCUGUGUACCUGGCCCACUUGCUUCAUCAUCGGGGUCUUCUCAACCAAUGGUUAAUUUUAUAAGGAAAUCUACAGAUGCUGCAGGAUUCUCAUGGAAUGAUAAGAGGUCCAGGCAGGGCAAAGAGUAUUCUAUUCUUACAAGGUCUUGCCUAGCACCUCUGAAUGCUAAUAAUGGAACUCCAGGGGCUUGCUUGAGAAGGUUGCACCUGUACAAUAUCGAAAGACUGGACAAUACUGCACUUAACGCUGCAUUGUCAGCCUGCCCAUCUUUGCUUGAUCUGGAAAUUGUUGGCCUUCAUGUGGAAUUAAGGCAGACACUGGAGUCUAUAAGUAAAUUUUGUCCCCUGAUUGAGCGUCUAUUCUUUGAAUCGUCAAAAACAGGUCGAGACGACAGUUUGAAACUGCCAACAUGCAGUGAUCUAGUGAGCAAUUGUCCUCGCCUAUCUUCAUUGGCCCUAAGGGGAUUUAAGUUGCAUGAUUAUAAAGCUCGCAUACUCGUUAAGGGAUUUCGUAAAUUGAGGUACAUUGACUUUUCAACAUCCUACUCGAUUACUGGCGCUUUUCUCAAGAAUCUAGGAGGCAGUGCGGGUGGGGGCUUACUCCAGGUAUUGAUUUUGAGGGAUUGCAUGCAUUUGAAAGAAGUAGAAGUAGCAAGGUUAUUAGCAGCAGUGCUUGCAGGGGAUUUUGGGCAUCUUAAAUAUCUUGAUAUAUCUAAUCGAGAGGGCCUGGUAUCUGAAGGUGACUGGUAUCGUCGAUGUUACAGCCCUAGCUUUAUUCCUAUAGCGCGAUUGUCGGAAGAAAGGCCCGAUUUAUGUGUUUUAGCAGAGUUUCCUUUGGAAGGCAGCUUUAAUGAUGUUGAACAACAUAACAACAGUGAUGUGAAUAGCGAAAUUAACUCCUCAUCACACUUGAGCAGUCUUGCAUCUAAUAGCUCUUCAUUCAUGAGUACAUCAGAGAGCAGUUAUAGUAGUGAUCAAGGUAGUGGCAGCGAGGAUAGUUCAUUCAUGUAUGAAGAAAACUCAGAUGAGGUGGACCAAGGUUCCAUCUAAGUUGGAAAUGCCCUUUCACAAGUGUUGACUGCAUGACAACCGUGUAUUUGGUAUUGCCUCUCUCUCUCUGAUUCCCCUUUCCCUGGUCCUCCCUUAAAAGGAAAAAAAAACCAAUCUGCAAUAAGUAUUUUGCAUCCCCAGAGUAAGUGUUGAUAAUGCUACUCUGAAUUGAUUGUGUUGCCUAUAGAGUUGCUUAUUUAACUGGUUUUGAUGUUGGUAACAGCAUUUUCGGGGAGAGUAUUCCGUAGUAUAGCAUCUGCUGGUGCUAUUGAACAUGGGAAGAUAGUAGAGCCGAGUUGAGAUAGAAUUCACAAGCUCACGUCAACUCAUUUUGCCUGCUUCAUACGGUAGCCGGCAGUUGCUUUACUGAAGCAAUACAAUGACAGCGAUUAGUUUUACCUAGAUAGAACAAGGACAACUUUCUGUUCUUUCUUUUACUUAUGAGCAUACAGGCAAAUCUGUUUCGAGGUCUCUUAUGUGAUGAAGUCACCAAUCAGCUGUAUACUUCUGAUCAAUUUUUUCUUGGGAAUGUGCUUACAAGGCUGUAUACUUAUAUCUACGCUGAUAAUUGAAAUGCUGUUCCCAGAUAAUAAAAAAACAAGCAGCAUAAUUCUUAAAGGUGGAGACUAA